AUGGAGUCGCUGAGGCUUCAGAGAGGAUCUCUUGGGUCGUUGCUGCCCUUGAUAAGGCCUCUGGAAUCGCCGUUGCUCCAGAGAGGGCCUCCGGGGUCGCCACAGCCCCAUGGAAGGCCCCGGGGAACGUUGAAGCCCCUGCAAAGGCUCCUUGAGUCGCUGUACCCCAGGGGCCCUCGCAAAGGCGGUGGUAACUCCACCAGUCCUCCCAGGGUCGGGGGCGCCGACCCCAGAGACCUUCCCAUAGACAAAAGUGCCCCUAUGUCCGUCCCAGAGGCUGUGGCGCCCCAGGGGCCCUACAAGGAGCGUCCUCCAAGAAGCCCUAUAGCUAGGCCCCACAGGACAGUGCCUCCUGAACCCUCCCAUUUAAGCCCCUACCAGGUGUGUCAUCCCCAAGGACCCCCAGGGGCGGCAGAGCCACCAGGAACUCCCAGGAUCGGCGGCUACAUGGGCUCUCUCAGAGGCGUCGGCGAUCCCACAGGGUUUUCCAGGGGCGGGUUGCUCCGUGCUCAGCAGGAGGCAGAGCCCACAGGCCCCCAGGGGGGGCAAACUCCCAUGGGCCUCCCAAUGGCGUUGACGCCACCAACGGCUCAGGGUGGCACCAAGGGUGGUGAGCACCCAAGGAGCCCUAGCAGAAAGGACAACCUCAGGGGCCUUAUCACUAGGCAUCGGCGGCACCUUAGGCCAGGCCGGAAUCGAUAG
This is a messenger RNA of Homarus americanus (American lobster), 702 nucleotides long. Its product is annotated as basic salivary proline-rich protein 2-like. The coding region runs from base 1 to 702 and encodes 233 amino acids. The transcript has 2 exons. The record is from RefSeq and is a predicted model, not a curated record. NCBI's taxonomy places the organism in Eukaryota, Metazoa, Arthropoda, Malacostraca, Decapoda, Nephropidae.